AUGAUUUAUAGACGUAGCACACUACUCAUAAGGUUGCUGAAAACCCUUCGACAGUCUGUGGCCGGAUUCCUUCUUCUUGAAGCUCAUCAGGCGCAGUCCCCUAGUGUCCGUCAAUCUUAUGCACAACUUGAACCCGACUUACACAAAGUUAGCACAAUACACUUGUUCUCAGACACAUUUAUACGUGUUAUUUCUCAACUAAAAGCAAGUGACUGUGCUACACUAGGCCGCCUCAUGUUUCAGUUGUCACGAUAUUUGAGAUAUCGCGAUACAUGUGGAUUUGUAAUGCACUACUCAUAA
Messenger RNA from Opisthorchis viverrini, 300 nucleotides. RefSeq lists its product as hypothetical. The coding region runs from base 1 to 300 and encodes 99 amino acids. NCBI's taxonomy places the organism in Eukaryota, Metazoa, Platyhelminthes, Trematoda, Opisthorchiida, Opisthorchiidae. The record is from RefSeq and is a predicted model, not a curated record. The transcript has 3 exons.